Molecule: messenger RNA, 1978 nt
Organism: Porites evermanni
Lineage: Eukaryota; Metazoa; Cnidaria; Anthozoa; Scleractinia; Poritidae
Source: the annotation of a GenBank genome assembly
AUGUUAUCGCAUGGUCACGUUUUUAAAACACCUGUCGAGUCAGCGCAGGAACUGGUACGAUCGGCGGAAGAGUACGAUAAAUACGUACAGGAGGAACUGUGUUGUGUGAUUGGAGGAGAUCAAAGCGAUAAUGAUGAUGCGCUCGACACAGAUUGGAACCCAAGCGAUUGUGACAUUGAGGAAGGAAGAGACGUAAAGACAGAGAACAACAAUGUCCACGAUGAGCUUACUGGACAACUGCUGAUGGAGUUUCAUGAAUGGUUAAUUGACGUGGAUGGAGGGUACAGAUCAGAAAAAUUGGCGCAGCAGUACAAAUCCCAGGUACGAAGUGUUGUUCGCCGUCUAGAACAGGAGGAAACGGCACCAAAAGAAGCCAAAAACUCAAAACCUUCAGUGUACCUGCUAGUGCGUCCGGAAAAAGAAGGGGUAAAUCUCUUGAAAAAGUGGCUGUCAUAUGCUGUGGAAAAGUAUCAGCCGGGAACUGUGAGAUCUUAUCUCAUGAGUUUACGUCUGUUCUAUAAAUUCUUAACGCAAGAAAGAAAAUCUGAGAUGUCUGAUGUGAGCGUGGAUACCUUAAAUGCACGCCGGGAUCUCAUGACUUCAUGGUCAGCGGCCCAAAAGAAAAAAGGUUUUAAAGAGGAAACUCCAAAAAUACGACGAGGAAUUAAACAAGCUCAUUUCAAGUGAACAGUUUUACAAGGUCUGCCAUGGUGAACAACGCAAAAAUGCCAUUAAAAAGCUGGCCACUUCUUCACAACAAACGAAUAAAGGCAGUGAUAUUCGAAGAAUUGUCAACGACAAGACCCAUUGUGAGGUGCGAGACUGGCUUAUAGCUCGUCUACUGAUCGAUAAUAGUGGAAGAAGCGGUGUUGCUUCAGGCAUGAAAGUCAGCGAGUUUAAGGCUGCGGUGUUUUACCCGGGCACAGACGAAGACCUUGCUCGUUACAGAAUCCUUGUAAGUGAUCACAAAACCGCCGGUGUCUAUGGCGCUGCAGUUGUUUGGGUGUACGAUGACCUCUACAACCUGAUGGACAUGUACCUUAGAACUGUACGAAGCCAAUGCGCUGCGACAGCUGCCAAGGAGGUUGAGCAGUUUCUUAUUUCAAGUUAUGGGAUGUCACUGACGUCUUCACAAGUAUCAACUUCCAUAUGGAAGGCUUUUCAGAGAGAGGGCAUCUUUACGGAGGGGCGAAUUUGUGCUACAACAAUAAGAAAGUCGCUUGCAACCGGCAUGCAUGUACAUAUGCCACAUGAGAAAGAUCAUCUCGCUGCCUUGGCUCAGCAUAAGACGCAAACGCAAGCCAGGUAUUACCGUGUGCAUGACAAAGUUAGAGAAACUGAUUUAGGUCGCAGAGCUGUUAACAAACUUGUUUCUCUUAAAACUGACAACAUUCAUGAGGCUCAUUUGGACGGAAAGGAAGAAAUCACAGGGAAACCAUGGUCGGUGGAGGAGACGGAGCAGCUAAAGCGUUUAUUUAGUGAAGACAUUGAGACUGGAGCAAUUGAAGAACCUAAAGUGACAGAAAAGUUGUUAUUAGAAGACCUUCUCAAGGAUCGUUCCAUUAAGGCGGUAGUUUUAAAGCUCAGGAGGCUGAGAAAAGAGCACAUGGAAUCAGUUGAACCCCCUAAUCAAGAAAAGGCAAGUCAUGAGAAAGUGGCCAGAUUUCUCAGCUCAGCAGCGCCACCUGCACCUCCACCCGAAGUGAAUUCGACGGCAUCUGUUUCCACUGAAUCUUCCAGGUUCUGGAGAAAGUUCUCGGAUGAGCAAGCGAGCUUUCUCUUCAGUAUUACAAGAGAUAUGAUCGAAAGUGAUGCAAUAAAGAGGGAAGUUGUCUGGCAGAGGGUGAAGGAGAAUGAAAAGUCUUUGGAACUCGAGUUGAUUACUGGGACGGAAAACGAGGAAGAGGAACGCAAAACAAAACAGCGGCUAACAGACAAAGUGAGAAAAAUGGCAAAAGACUUUAAAGGAAGACGGUAA